GGUGGUGUGCGUCGCGCUUCUUCUUCAGUCUGUAACCGACCGUCGACGUCGUUGGACGCGUCGUGCGCAAAACGAGCAUAUUACACACGCGUUGUAUUCGUUUCGUAUCAUAUCGUAUAAUACAUAGACUGUGAGAGUGUUUUGUUUUGCAUAUAUACACACAUAGAGGAUUAUUUUGCUGUGCAUCGCAACUCAACGACUUUUGUGCAAGAUUUUGUGUGUUGUUUGAUUUUUUGAUUUGAAAAAUCAGCGAGAGAGUGUAUUUUUCUUGCUUGUGCAGUGUUUUGGAUGAAUAGCAUCCUCUGAGGCUGGUGGCUUAUGGCUCUACGCGGUGCGACGCUGAGGUAACAGCGCGAAACAACUUUGUUCCUCAGACCAGCCAGAUACCAGCAUAUCAUCAUCAUGUCUUGGAUACUUUUUGCAUUCUUUGUUCUUCUGACUUUGUCUCAUCAGGUUUUUUCAUCGGGAGUUUUUGAAUUGCGUUUGUUAUCCUUCGAUAAUAACGCAGGCAAAGACGACAACGGCAACUGUUGUUCCGGUGCACCUUUCGACUCUGUAGACCCGCAAGCCCCAUGUCUGGAACGCUGUUCACCGCGUUUCCGGGUAUGCCUGAAAGAAUACCAAACGCACAUCGACACCAAGUCCCCGUGCACCUUCGGAGAUGUCAUCACCAACACCCCGGAGGAUGGCUUCGCGUCUCCCAUACGCUUUCCGUUUCCAUUCACAUGGCCGAACACAUUUUCGUUGAUCGUCGAAGCGUGGCAUGGAAAUAGUUCAUCAACAGAAGUGCUGAUAUCACGUAUGACUAGAAGCAGCUCGUUGACGAUCGGCAAAAACUGGACGCAUUACGAGCAGCGCGCCAAGUACGCAACGUUGCGCUUUGAGUAUCGCGCUACCUGCGAUGACAACUACUAUGGGAAAGGCUGCGAGACCUUCUGCAGGCCGCGUGAUGAUGGCUUCGGACACUACACCUGCUCGCCGAGCGGCGAUCACGUCUGCCACGACGGCUGGGACGGUGAAUAUUGUGCCAAACCAAUCUGUCUGCCUGGAUGUGAUGUUGAGCAUGGUCAUUGUAAGCAACCCUACGAAUGCAGCUGUAAGCCCGGCUGGGAAGGUGAGCUCUGCAACCAAUGCCAGCGAUAUCCCGGCUGUGUGCACGGCACGUGCGUCAAUCGCUACGAGUGCAUGUGCGAAGAGGGCUGGGGUGGUCUCUUCUGCAACCAGGACCUCAACUUCUGCACCAAUCACAAACCAUGCCGGAAUGGCGGCACGUGUUUCAACACCGGGCAAGGUAGCUACACGUGCCAAUGCCCCGAGGGUUUCACCGGCACCGAAUGUGAGAUCCUCGUCAAUGACUGCUUCAAAACCCCGUGCCAGAAUGGAGGUACCUGUAGUCGACCAGCGAAUUCAUCCUAUCACACAUGCGUCUGCGCAGUGGGUUACCAUGGUUUCCUCUGCGAAGACUCCUCACAAACCUGCCUGGAUAAUCCUUGUAAAAAUGGCGGAAAAUGCACGGACACCAAUCAAGGUUAUCAGUGUUCAUGUAAGCCAGGCUACAGUGGCGCCGAUUGCGAGCAUCAAGUGAACGACUGCAAUCCGAAUCCAUGCAAAAAUGGCGGCAAUUGCGUGGACGGUAUCAACGGUUACAUGUGUAAAUGUCCGUUGGGGUUCAGCGGUGCGCAGUGCGAGAUUAAUAUCGAUGACUGCAAAGACAAUCCCUGCACGAAUGGCGGCACGUGCGUGGAUGAAAUCAACGGAUUCCGCUGCGCGUGCGCGGCGGGUUUCGCCGGGCAAUUGUGCGUCGAUAUCGUGGACUACUGCGUGACAAAACCAUGCGCUAAUGGCGGCACGUGCCAGCGUCUUACCAAUGGCUUUCAGUGUAUGUGCGCGCCUGGCUUCGCCGGUAAACAAUGCGACAAUGAAAUCAACGAGUGCGAAUCACAACCGUGUCAAAAUGGCGGUAACUGCGUCAAUCGGCUGCACGGUUUUGAAUGUCAGUGUCCGCUUGGGUUUAACGGACGCUCCUGCGAAGAGGUGGCGACUAGUGCUGCCCCCAGUGCGCGUGUGUCCUCCGAGUCGACGCUGUCGACUGAACAUGUGGUGGUCAUAGCGACAGUGUCAACAUUUGUGCCCAUGUUGGUCCUGAUUGCCGUCGGGGUGUUGAUAUGUCUGAAACAACGUCGUAAACGUGAGAAAGCCAAGGAGGAUGAAGAAGCGCGUCUGCAGAACGAGCAGAAUACAGCGCAUAGUAGUUUUACAAAGCGUGGUACCACCAUUGCACCCGACGCGCACAUGAUCAAAAACUCAUGGGGGAAGUGCACGAAUGUACUCAGCGCCCCGGAUGAGUGCAACAUGUCCGCAACCAGUGAUGAUGCAUACCCAAAGAGCAGUAUGCACAUCGAUGGACGAUCGGUGUACACACUGCAGCGGUCACGGUCCCAGAAACAGUUGAAUACUGAGCUGGGACCGCGAGCGUCAUCUGCAUUGCUUGCGGCGAAGUUACACGAGCCUGAUUUUGAUCAUGUCAAGCGUUUAUCUGUGAUGUCUAAUACCUCAGUUUGUGGAGCUAAUAGUUGCAGUGAUUCCUCACUGUUAAAACGGCCAGUAGAGAAAGACGUCAAUGGCGGAGUGUACGUCAUCGGUGAGCACUUCCAUCACAGUCCGAACGUGCUCGCGGACGCCCUCUAUGCCACCGAGGUCUAAACCUAACCUCUCUCUCAAACACUUACACACACACAUGUAGUUUAAAUACCUAUUUGGAUCGGACUGAAACUGAAACGAACGCCGAAGUGUAAAAAUAUUUAAGGCAGCGUAAAUUCGGCCACCGUACGACUCUGCAAGACUGACCUUUGUACAUUUAACUAUUUAUUUGCUGUACGCCAACCAUCGCGUCCGCCGCCCGGUGUCACGUGUGGCACGAGUGUGUUUUACGGUAUUUAUAUGUAUUAUGAAAAAUUGUAUAUGUUUAUUAGAUAAUGUAUUUAUAUUAAGACUGUGCAUGCCUCCAGCUCUUUCCGGUUCCAAGUGUUGUGAAACGCGCGAUUUUCGGUGCCAAAAAAACACACACACACACACACAUAUAGACAUAGACACACAGAGAAGUGAAGAUGAGAUUUGUGCUUCCGAUGACGCCAAACCCAGUGUGAAGAGACCGAGGAGACCGGUUCGGGCCGCUUUAAUUGAUUCGCUCGGUCUUUUUGUUUAUAGUGUAAAUAUUAGCUGUGUAAGCCGAUGACUCGGAGAUGAUGGUGACGCUCCUCUCUCAUUCAUUACGCGUUUGUUUGCACGUCGUGGCGUUUUUUUUUAUUUUAUAUUAUUAUUAUUAUUGUUUGUGUCGUGUGGAUAGUCAAGAGAGGCGAAUCGAUUAGCAGAAUGCGGCGCCGGUGAAAUUAACCAAAGAUAAAUAUGUAAAGCUCACGGCGUCACCGGAAGCGCGCCAUGUUGCGCACAUAACCAACUCUCACACAUCAACAACAGCUGAAAUUUUUGAAUUUUCGGGAAUCAUGCGUUGUGUAAUUGUAUUAUAAUUUUUCUACAAAGAAAUAAGUUCCUGCAUUUGUAUAACUAAGUCAUUGUGUGGUGGAGAUUGGUCUGCUGUGUCAAGAAAAUAUUUAUUUUUUUUUUAAAUAGAAAAAUAAAUGUUUUCUAGGAGAUGGAUUAAUUUCUACAGUGUAUUAAAAUUAUCUUUUUUCAAUUCAUAAAUAUUUUGUGUUUUUUUGGUGAAAUUUUAGCAAAAAACACAAAAAAUAAAAAUUUUGUGUUUUUUUUUUUAAUUUUUGCAAAAAAAAAACCACAAAAUUUAAAAAUUUUGAUUUUUGAAAACAAAAAAAACACAACACAAAAAUAAAAAAUUGUGUUUUUUUUUGAAAUUUUAGUAAAAGAACACAAAAAAAAUAAAAAAUUUGUGUUUUUUUAAUUUUUGCAAAAAAAAACACAAAAUUUAAAAAUUUUGAUAUUUUAGUUGAAAAAAGAUAAUUUUCCAGGUACUUUUAGUACUUAAUCGAACGAAUGAUGAAGAAAUUAUGUGAUUUUUGUACAUUUAACUUAAUUAUUACGUCGACUUCUCUCUUUUUACGAUAUUUUUGUGUAAAAUCUCGCAGCUUAACGAAAAAACACUUUUCCUUCAUUACACAUACAUACACACACACUCGAUGAUGGAUGUGUUCAUUGUUAAAUAUUUAAUUUAUUUAUUUUUUAUAUCUAUUAAAUAUAAUAUCAUGAUGAUUACGAUUUGA
Messenger RNA from Dalotia coriaria, 4235 nucleotides. RefSeq names its product neurogenic locus protein delta (gene Delta). Gene Ontology annotation, cellular component: membrane. The coding region runs from base 403 to 2703 and encodes 766 amino acids. Gene Ontology annotation, molecular function: calcium ion binding. The record is from RefSeq and is a predicted model, not a curated record. Gene Ontology annotation, biological process: multicellular organism development; Notch signaling pathway; cell communication. The transcript is spliced from 7 exons. Lineage: Eukaryota; Metazoa; Arthropoda; Insecta; Coleoptera; Staphylinidae.